AUGAUGCUGCUCUCACUGACCAGAUGUAGGCUUCCUUCACUGUCCCCCCCCCCCUCCACACACUCCUCUUUCUCACUCCACACAAACAUACAGACCGGAGUGCUCUUUGUCUGCUGCUCCGCCCACCCUCUGCCACACCGUCUUCCCGUCGCUGUGCCCGGCUGCCAUCCCUCCCAUAAGUGCGUUCUCCCCCCCCCCUCUGUGCCCUCCACUCAACUCUUUUCCCUCGCCGUCCGUGUAGCCCCACCACCACACACACACACACAGCACUUCAGCAGCACCCACGCGUCUCCCCCCAUCCCACCCCCACAUACCCGCAUUUGUGCUGCAGGCAUGGCGGCUGAGACGAAGCCAUCGCAGCAGCAGCAGGAGCAGCCGAACGACGCCCGCCCGCCCCAAAUCGUAGUGCGGAAGCAGGGCAUGUAUGAGCGGGGCAGGUGGUCCACGCGCAUCCUCACCAUCGACGUCGACGCCGGCACGGCCACCAUCAGCCGAAAGAGCAAACCGCAGGACGUCUUGUACCGCUCCCUCCACGUUCAGAAGGUGGAGAUGUGGCCGCACUAUAGCCCUUACGCGAUCGAAAGCAGCUAUGACUCCUUGAAGGCGAAGAUGGUGCUGUGUAUCACAGGCACGGAGGUCUCCCUCACGAAUCACGGCUCCUCCGUGGGCAGUUUUCUGCGGAGUAACAUCGGGCCACUCAUCUCUGCGUCCGUAGUCGCGGAAAACGCAUCUUGGUCGGCGAAACCCUCGAAGCACGUCCGACUAAAAGGGAUCUUUGCGAAGAGGAACCCUAUGUUUGCCACAAUGGCCUCGAACUCCGCCGCCACGGAUAGGUCGACUCUAACGUGGCUCAUACACUGCACCUCUAUUGAGUCCUAUGAGCUUGCUGUGAUGCUAUUCAUGCGGUUUAAGAAUGAAGGCGGGGCGAGGCGGAAGGUCUUUUCGAACAACGUGGUGGCAGACCUGGCGUGCGUAAAGAGGGCGUGGAUAAAACAUGCGGCACGCUUUAAGACCGCCACGGACGCCGAGACCUCUUGA
This is a messenger RNA of Leishmania major strain Friedlin, 1038 nucleotides long. RefSeq lists its product as hypothetical. Bases 1 to 1038 code for a protein of 345 amino acids. The transcript has a single exon. The record is from RefSeq and is a predicted model, not a curated record. Lineage: Eukaryota; Euglenozoa; Kinetoplastea; Trypanosomatida; Trypanosomatidae.